AUCGCGUACCGGCGCCGCGAGCUCGACGACGACGGCGCCGCCGCGCGGUCGUCGGACCUGCUGUCGAUCCUCGCGCGCGACGCGACGCUCGAGGACGCGGACAUCCUCUACAUCCUGUUCGACCUCAUCAUCGCCGGGUCCGACACGACGGCGUCGACCAUCGCGGCGGCGCUCUUCGUCCUCCACGAGCCGCGGCACGCGGCGGCGCUCGACCGCGCGCGCGCCGAGGCGGCGACCCUCGGGGACGACCUGGCGCUCGACGCGGUGCGCGACGAGCUGCCGUACCACACGGGCGUCGCGCGCGAGGUGCUGCGGCUCUUCCCGCCCGUGCCCUUCAUCGGGCGGACGUCCGUCCGAGCGACGGACCUCGGCGGCGCGGUCCCCGAGGGCGCGACGAUGUGCUGGUCGCCCUGGUUCCUCGGCCGCGACCCGGCGGCCUGGGGGAGCGACGCCUCCGAGUUCCGGCCCGCGCGCUGGCUCGACGACCCCGUGACCGGCGGCGCGCCGACGACGUUCUCCUGGCUGCCGUUCGGCGCGGGGCCGCGCGGCUGCCUCGGCACGCGGCUCGGGCUGACGGAGUCCAUCGUCGGCACGGCGCGGAUCUUGCGGGACUUCGACCUCGCGUUCGACCGCGCGGGCGAGGAGCUCAGCUUCAAGUACGACCUGACGCUGAACCUCGGCGCGAGUACGACGUGCACGGUGUCGCCGAGGGGG
Messenger RNA from Aureococcus anophagefferens, 714 nucleotides. RefSeq lists its product as hypothetical. Gene Ontology annotation, molecular function: oxidoreductase activity, acting on paired donors, with incorporation or reduction of molecular oxygen; iron ion binding; heme binding. The annotation marks the transcript as partial. The transcript has a single exon. NCBI's taxonomy places the organism in Eukaryota, Pelagophyceae, Pelagomonadales, Pelagomonadaceae. The record is from RefSeq and is a predicted model, not a curated record.